CACAUUUUUUCUCCGUUUUCAGACGGAGAAAUUGUUAAAGAAGCAAUGAUGAUAAUUGCUAACACUGUACUUAAAGACGAGAAAAAUGGAACCGAUCUAAUCUCCACUCUCUCCAAUGUCCAACUGGGGGCAUCUACGAUGACUUGACGAGUGUCAGCUAUGUCUGGUAACUUGGCUGAUCAGCUGGACCGAGAUCUGGUGAAGUGCAAGUGGUUUAGCAUUCAGUGCGACGAGUCCGUGGAUGGCAGCAGUACAGCGCAGCUGUUGGUUUUUAUCCGGAUGGUGUUUGAAGAUUUCUCCACAAGAGAAGAACUCCUGACACUACUGCCAUUAAAGACAACUACGAGGGGAGUUGACAUUUAUAACACAGUGAAGGAGUUUUUCGUGCAGAAAAAGGUACCAUUGGAAAAGCUGGUAGCGGUAACUACAGACGGGGCUCCUGCUAUGAUCGGCCGACAAGCAGGUUUCAUCGCUCACUGUAAAGCUGACAAAGACUUCCCAAAAUUUCUGCAUUACCACUGCAUCAUUCACCAGCAGGCGUUAUGUGCAAAAGUUAUCGGCUUUGGGCACGUGAUGACUCCCGUUGUGAAAAUCAUAAACAACAUCCGCUCCAAAGCAAAACAGCACAGGAUUUUCAAGGUGCUAAUGGAGGAGAUGUCAGCUGAAUAUGGUGACCUGCUGCUACACACAGAAAUCCGAUGGCUCAGCAGAGGACGAGUUUUACAUCGUUUUUUGUCACUUUUGGGUGAAAUCAAAGAGUUCAUGCAGUCCAAAGGUGAAGACGUGUCACUGCUAGAGGACACAGAGUGGACACUUGACCUUGCAUUUUUGACGGACAUUACUGGGAAACUAAACCACUUCAACUGCGAGCUGCAAGGCAAAGGCAAGACUGUUGUUGACAUGAUAAGUGCUUUAAAUGCAUUUAAAGCCAAGAUGAACAUUUUCUCUGUGGAUUUACAGAGAAAAAAAGUUCUGCACUUUCCCGCUGUGCAGUCGGUGCUGAAAGACAAUGCUUCUGCAGCUGAGACAUUUAAGAAAGUGGCAGAAAAGUACUGUGAAGUCAUAAACAGACUUGGGCAAGAGUUUGAGAACAGGUUUUGUGACCUUGAUCAACUUGAGCCAUGUGUGUCAUUCAUUUCCAAUCCUUUCAUGAAUGUGGACACAACACGCUUUGCUGAGCAACUAAGUACAACGUUCAGCAUGGAUGCUGGACAGGUGGAGAGCAAAAUGACCUCCACCUCAAAGCCUACCAGGCUGCACCAAACUUUUGGUGCCUUGUUGACACAGAGAAGUACAGUGGUGUAUGCACAGCAGCUAUGAAGGUUGCCAGCAUGUUUGGUUCAACCUAUCUCUGUGAAUCAGCGUUUUCUGACAUGAACUUCAUCAAGAACAAACACAGAACAUGCCUCACUGAUGCACAUCUGAAAGACUCACUCACAGUUGCAGUAUCAGGUUACACACCAGAUUACAAUACACUGGUGAACAGCAUGCAAUGUCAGAUUUCCCACUAACUAAGAAACAGAUACCAGAUGUUGUCAGUGGCAACAUGGCAGUGCCAUGGCAAAGUUGAAUUAAAAUUUUGAAGAAUUGUGUUCAAUUUAAGUGUGUUGAUGACAUGUAGCAGUUAAAAUUUUGUUAAAAAUGACACAGAUUUGGUCAUUAAUUCAAAAUGUGACAAGAUUUCUUUAAAAAUAUGUAAGUUGUUUUUUCUUUAACAUUACAUAAUUGAUACAUUGUGCAGCAUAAUGAAAAUGGGACAUUUUUCCUAUGGAAUCUAAGUGAUCAUCUGAAAAUUUAACAAUUAAUGAGAUUAUUAAAGUGCUGAAUAUUGAUAUAUUUCCCACCUUGUUGUCAUUGUUGAUAAUUAUUGUGAGAAAUCAUUAACGUGAUCAGUGUCUUCACAUAGAUGAGUAUCAUUAAUCAUUAUUGAUAAUGUAUAACUAAAGGCAAACUGAGCAAAUGUGUAAUUUCAUUAGAGCCUAUCAAACUGGUAGCCCUUCGUAUGACUCAGUACCCAUGAAGUAGCUCUCAGUUUCAAAAAGGUUGGUGACCCCUGUUGUAGAUGAUGAAGAACGUGAUGUCUGUCAUAUUGUAGAUGAUGAAGAACGUGAUGUCUGUCAUAUUGUAGAUGAUGAAGAACGUGAUGUCUGUCAUAUUGUAGAUGAUGAAGAACGUGAUGUCUGUCAUA
Messenger RNA from Tachysurus vachellii, 2188 nucleotides. Its product is annotated as general transcription factor II-I repeat domain-containing protein 2-like. The record is from RefSeq and is a predicted model, not a curated record. Bases 160 to 1320 code for a protein of 386 amino acids. Lineage: Eukaryota; Metazoa; Chordata; Actinopteri; Siluriformes; Bagridae. The transcript has 2 exons.